Cryptomeria japonica (Japanese cedar) is the source of this 742-nucleotide messenger RNA. RefSeq lists its product as uncharacterized. NCBI's taxonomy places the organism in Eukaryota, Viridiplantae, Streptophyta, Pinopsida, Cupressales, Cupressaceae. The transcript has 2 exons. The coding region runs from base 45 to 434 and encodes 129 amino acids. The record is from RefSeq and is a predicted model, not a curated record.
UUGUUACCCAAAUUGAUCCGAGGGAUUAUAAUCGCAAUCCCAAAAUGUCUGUAAAGGCCAAGAAUUGCCAAAUUGAUAAAAAAUUAACAAACUCAGACUAUUUGUAUGUUAAAGAUAAGCUUGAUUUACUGAAUAUCCAGGAGGAGGAUACACCACGAGCAAUGGCAAUGGAGACAGAAGCAGGAGCGGCGCAGAAUUUGAAGACGUGCAAACGUUGCAAAAGCAUGUAUGACCCCUCCUCCAAUUCAUCCCCCUCCUGUAGAUUUCACCCAUCUUUCUUCGUUUCUCGUCGCCACGAUGACCAGAAAAGGUACUACGAAUUAGGACCUGAAGAUCCUCCCUACGCUGCCAAGUUUUAUGACUGUUGUGGUGCAGAGGAACCAGAAGCAGCAGGUUGCAGGACAUCUUUCCACAUCUCAUAUGAUGAUAUAUGAUCUGCUACCAAGUUCUAUUUUAGUUUUUCUAUGCUAUAUAUAUACACAACUUGUAUCUUAAACCCCUAUUUUUUAAUUUAGAACAGUGGUUUGUCAAAGAGAGUUCCCCUAGUUUUAGUUGAGCUAGCUUGCAAAUGUCAGCGAAUUCACUGCUUUUAUUUGUUUUUACGUAUAAAUUGUUAUAACUGUCUUAUAGAUAUUUAAAUUUUACAAAUUAAGAUUUGUAUUUUUAUAUGAUAGAUUUAAGGUUUAAAGCAAACAUUAGUUGUAAUAACAAGUUUGAUUAUAUUACAUCUUUUAUAGUGCUA